AUGGGGAAACUUGAAAAUGCUUCCUGGAUCCACGAUCCUCUCAUGAAGUACCUGAACAACACAGAGGAGUACCUAGCCCACCUGUGUGGCCCCAAGCGCAGCCACCUAUCCCUCCCGAUGUCUGUGGCCUAUGCGCUGAUCUUCAUGGUGGGGGUGACGGGCAAUCUUCUGGUGUGCCUGGUGAUUGUCCGACACCAGACCCUGAAGACACCCACCAACUACUACCUCUUCAGCCUGGCGGUCUCAGACCUGCUGGUCCUGCUCUUGGGGAUGCCUCUGGAGGUCUACGAGAUGUGGCACAAUUACCCUUUCCUGUUCGGGCCAGUGGGAUGCUACUUCAAGACCGCCCUCUUCGAGACUGUGUGCUUUGCCUCCAUUCUCAGUGUCACCACGGUUAGCGUAGAGCGCUAUGUGGCCAUCGUCCACCCGUUCCGAGCCAAGCUGGAGAGCACACGGCGGCGGGCCCUCAGAAUCCUCGGCCUGGUCUGGGGCUUCUCUGUGGUCUUUUCUCUGCCCAACACCAGCAUCCACGGCAUCAAGUUCCAGCACUUCCCCAACGGAUCCUCCGUGCCUGACUCUGCCACCUGCACUGUCAUCAAGCCCCUGUGGGUUUACAACUUCAUCAUCCAAGCCACCUCCUUCCUCUUCUACAUCCUCCCCAUGACCCUCAUCAGCAUCCUCUACUACCUCAUGGCGCUCAGACUGAAGAGAGAUGAAUCCCUUGAGGAAGACAAAGUAACUGUGAGCGUUCACAGACCCUCCAGAAAGUCAAUCACCAAGAUGCUAUUUGUCUUGGUCCUUGUGUUUGCUAUCUGCUGGACCCCCUUCCACGUGGACCGCCUCUUCUUCAGCUUUGUGGAGGAGUGGACUGAGUCCCUGGCUGCUGUGUUCAACCUCAUCCAUGUGGUGUCAGGUGUCUUCUUCUAUCUGAGCUCAGCUGUCAACCCCAUCAUCUAUAACCUCCUGUCCCGACGCUUCCGGGAGGCCUUUCGGAAUGUUGUCUCUCCUUCCUGCAAAUGGUGCCAUUCCCAGGGUUGCCCACAGGGCCCUCCUACCCAGAAGAUUAUCUUCUUGACAGAAUGCCACCUUGUGGAGCUGACAGAGGAUGCCGGCCCCCAGUUCCCUUGCCAGUCAUCCAUCUGCAACACCCACCUCAUGGCCCCCUAUGCCACAGAGGAACCAUGA
Molecule: messenger RNA, 1185 nt
Organism: Psammomys obesus (fat sand rat)
Lineage: Eukaryota; Metazoa; Chordata; Mammalia; Rodentia; Muridae
Gene: Nmur2
Product: neuromedin U receptor 2
Exons: 4
Coding region: 1-1185 (394 amino acids)
Biological process (GO): G protein-coupled receptor signaling pathway
Cellular component (GO): plasma membrane
Molecular function (GO): neuromedin U receptor activity
Source: RefSeq, a predicted model, not a curated record